AGAGAGUUUUGAAUGUGUUUGGGAAUGCGGUGCAGUGGCGACGAGAGCUGGAGCGAUGGUGGAUGCCCCCAGCAGCUCUGGGAAGCUGGCCACGGUGACGCAGGCAUGGCAGCUUUACGUCGCUCACGCAUCGCUCAUGUUGCGUUCUGCUCCGCAAUCAUUGUCUUGCGCGCCUGUCGUCAACAGCGAGUUUGAGAGCUCUGUUCGCGCCCUGUGUGAGCAAGGGCUCGCACAUUUUGUUGUCAGCUACUUUCUCGAUGCCCUCGAGAAGUCAUUUAAGCAGCACGAGAUUGCUAGUCUAUGGCAACGAUUGGACGAGUUCAGCAGAUUGAAACAAGACGGUGCCAACGAGCCAGGCAAGCUUAAUGAGUGGGUUCAGUCUACCUUCCCGAAAGUGCUUUCAGAAGUCAGCUCCGCUAAGUUGGCUCAAGAGGAGUCUCUCCGGUUGCUUACUCAACUCAUUUUCCAUGGAACUUCUGGACAUUCAACUGAAGUGGAGCGCUAUCUGUCUCACUAUCACACUGCUAUUAGUGCUCUGCUUCUCACAAGUGCACCGCAACAAUUCCCAGAAAUUUUAAAUCUGUACUUUAAGGCGCGGUUAGAGGAGUUCAGCAAAGCAAUGAGACAACAUAAUCGUAGCACACAGAGUUGUGGGAGUGAGGGAAGUGAUGAUGAUGAUGUAUCAGAAGAAUCUGAAGUUAUCAAGGGUGAGGACGAUGAGAUGGAGAGCAUACGGAGCAGUCAUCGUACCUCCGCAGAUGACAUGGAAAUCAAUGAUAGUCAGUUCGACAAUCAGAAAGUCAAAUCAGUUGAUGACACACAAGAAGCUCGCGACAUGGAAGGAGUUGACUUUGUGGCAGUCAGUGAUCUCAAACUCAGCACUGGUGCUGCGACAAUGGAAGAAGUUGCUGUUGUGGCUGGUGAAGAGUGGGUUACUGGUCUAGGUACGGUUAUUCGCAACCUGCGUCGCAUCGGCUUUGCAGCGCUGAGUGAGGAAGGAUAUGCUUCUUCUAUAUAUUCCCUUCUGAAGGUUAAAAUUCAUGCAAUUACCAACAAACGCUAUGAUAAGCCAGUUUUGGAGUCCAUUCGUUCCUGGAUAGAGGCUGUUCCACUCCGCUUCCUGUUUGUAAUUCUGGCAUCUUCAGGAGCUCCGCCUUCAAAGACUUCUCUGGCAACCUUCCCUUCACCUUUAGCAUCACUAUCAAUACCUACCACUGGAGCGGAUGAAGCAGUGAAAGAGGGAGUGGUCAGAUGGCGCUUGCGGCUUCAUUUUUUUGCUUAUGAGACUCUUGGUGACUUGCGAAUCACUGAAUUAUUCGACAUCAUUGUUGAUUAUCCUGAAAGUUUACCUGCUAUUGAGGACCUACGGCAGUGCUUGACAAACACCAGACAUCAUUCUAAGCUUAUAGACUCCUUUCGUACCUCAUUGCGACAGCGGUUGCUAACAGCAGGAGCUGCAACUACAGAUAUUUUGCUACAAUAUGUGUCAACCAUUAAAGCUUUGAGAACCAUGGAUCCAACUGGGGUGGUGCUUGAAGCAGUUAGUGAGCCCAUCAGAGAGUACCUUCGAGGCCGCAAAGAUACCAUUAGGUGUAUUGUGACAAUGCUAACUGAUGACACAGGAGCGGGUGGAAGUGCGGGGUUAGGUGGAGUAGGUGAGAGCUUAUUUGAAGAACUGAGUCGAGGUGUAACUUCUCUUGAGAAUGUUGGGAGUGAUGAUGAUGCGGAUCUGGAUGGGAAUGAUGCUUGGGCUGCUGCAGAAAGGUGGGAACCGGAUCCUGUAGAGGCGGACCCAUCUAGGACAACCAAAAGUCGGCGAUUAAUGGAUAUUAUUAGCAUGUUGGUUGGAAUCUACGGUUCAAAGGAGCUGUUUGUGAAUGAGUAUCGAGUAAUGUUGGCUGAAAAGCUGCUAAACAAGUCAGAUUUCGACACAGACCGCGAUAUUCGUACACUGGAGUUACUGAAGCUGCGAUUCGGUGAGAACAACAUGCAUGGGUGUGAAAUCAUGUUGAAGGAUCUGGCGGACUCUAAACGCAUCAACACCAAUAUCAAGGCUGUAGCCGCUGCGAAACUCAACCAGCAUGGCCCGACUGUUCCUGGCACCCCCUCUGGCCCAGUAACUCCACCAAGUGAUGCAGGAUACAGCACGCCACCCGCAACUGUGGGUAUGAUCGAUUCUCAUCCACAAGCUACUGUCAUACAGAGCCUGGGAUCUCAGAACGAUGAGAUCGUCAGCGUAGAUGGAGACAAAAAGCUGCCUCUGGAUGUCUUGGAGGCUACAAUUAUUUCAUCACUGUUUUGGCCACCAUUUCAGGUAGAGACGUUGAAAGUGCCAGCAGUUGUGGAUGAGCUCUUAGAAGAGUAUGCGCAGCGCUAUCAUGCUGUCAAAGCACCAAGAAAGCUUCAAUGGAGAAAAAAUCUUGGCACCGUUAAGUUAGAACUGCAAUUUGAGGAUCGAUCAGCGCAAUUCGUGGUGUCACCCAUGCAUGCAGCCAUAAUCAUGCACUUUGAGAACCAGCCAAGGUGGACAGCCACGGCACUGGCAGAAGCAGUUGGGUUGCCAGUUGCGACAUUGCGGAGACGGAUUAUGCUUUGGAUGAAUCAGGGAGUUCUUGUUGAAUCGCACAAUACUAAAGAUGGGGAUAUAGAGUAUAGUAUCGUGGAAACUAUGGGGGACGCUGGAUCUCGGGCAGGUGCUGGUGCUCCUUCCAUGGAUUCAGCGCUGCCAUUGUUGGGUGACGAAGAAAGAGAAAGUGCUGUGGCUUCCAUGGAAGACCAGUGGCAUCAAGAGAUGAAUGUUUACGAGUCUUACGUUAUCGGUAUGCUCACCAACUUUGACUCCUUGCCGCUAGAUCGCAUCCACAACAUGCUCAAAAUGUUCGUAUCGGACCCACCUUAUGACAAGACUCUGCAACAGCUGCAAGGGUUUCUUGGUCGUUUGGUAGGUGAAGAAAAGCUAGAAUUCCGAGAGGGUGUGUAUCGCAGAAGGCAGAUAUGAUAUGCUGAUAAAUAUCAAACAUUCUUAUGGUAUAUUUUAUUAAGGCUGCACCCAUGUUAGUGUGAUCAUCGGUUAGUAUGUUAAGUAGCCAGUCAAACAGAGAUGUCACAACAAAUCGGGAAGCUUAGAAGUUACCCUCCGGUUGACUUUCCCAGGAAUCUUGUGACGAAUUGGUUAGCUGGGUAUGCAAGAAUAUGAGCUUCUCUUAUGCAUUGCAAAGAAAUACCAAAAUUCACAAAUAUAGGUUGGUCACGUAAGCAUUUCGCUACUUGCACAAGAGAUCAUAUCUACCUCAAAUCGUGAGACUAGCGUUUUAAUUUAUUUCAAUUUUGACA
Physcomitrium patens is the source of this 3333-nucleotide messenger RNA. RefSeq names its product anaphase-promoting complex subunit 2. Gene Ontology annotation, molecular function: ubiquitin protein ligase binding. Gene Ontology annotation, cellular component: anaphase-promoting complex. The record is from RefSeq and is a predicted model, not a curated record. Gene Ontology annotation, biological process: protein K11-linked ubiquitination; ubiquitin-dependent protein catabolic process; metaphase/anaphase transition of mitotic cell cycle. NCBI's taxonomy places the organism in Eukaryota, Viridiplantae, Streptophyta, Bryopsida, Funariales, Funariaceae.